Messenger RNA from Herpailurus yagouaroundi (jaguarundi), 7788 nucleotides. RefSeq names its product PALM2 and AKAP2 fusion (gene PALM2AKAP2). The coding region runs from base 62 to 4027 and encodes 1321 amino acids. The transcript is spliced from 12 exons. The record is from RefSeq and is a predicted model, not a curated record. Gene Ontology annotation, biological process: regulation of cell shape. Lineage: Eukaryota; Metazoa; Chordata; Mammalia; Carnivora; Felidae. Gene Ontology annotation, cellular component: membrane.
GCAGAGGCGAGCAGCGCCGGUGAGCCCCGCAGCAGCGCGCCCGGCCGCCCGGAGCCCCGCGAUGGAGAUGGCAGAGGCGGAAUUGCACAAGGAAAGGCUGCAAGCCAUAGCAGAAAAAAGAAAGAGGCAGACUGAAAUAGAAGGCAAGCGACAAGAGCUUGACGAGCAGAUACUUCUGCUGCAGCAUUCCAAGUCCAAAGUGCUUCGGGAAAAAUGGCUGCUGCAGGGUAUCCCCGCUGGAACUGCCGAAGAGGAGGAAGCCAGGAGACGGCAGUCUGAAGAGGAUGAAUUCAGAGUCAAACAACUGGAAGAUAACAUUCAGAGGCUGGAGCAGGAAAUACAAGCACUAGAAAGUGAAGAGUCCCAGAUAUCUGCCAAAGAGCAAAUCAUCUUAGAGAAACUGAAGGAGACGGAAAAAUCCUUCAAGGACUUUCAGAAGAGCUUCUCCAAUGCGGAUGGAGAUGCAGUAAAUUACAUUUCCUCCCAGCUCCCCGACCUGCCAAUCCUCUGUUCACGAACAGCAGAACCAUCACCUGGGCAGGACGGGACUAGCAGAGCAGCUGCUGUGUACGCCAUGGAAAUUAAUGUGGAGAAAGACAAACAAACAGGAGAGACCAAGAUUCUCUCUACAUCCACCAUUGGCCCAGAGGGGGUCCAUCAGAGAGGAGUCAAAGUCUAUGAUGACGGUACCAAAGUAGUGUAUGAGGUGCACUCAGGAGGCACUGUAGUAGAAAAUGGAGUGCACAGAUUAAGCUCAAAGGAUGUAGAAGAGCUUAUUCAGAAGGCGGGACAAUCAAGCUUCAGAGGAGGGCACGUGUCAGAAAGAACUGUGAUUGCGGACGGGAGCCUCAGCCACCCUAAGGAACACAUGCUCUGCAAAGAAGCCAAGUUAGAAAUGGUACAUAAGUCUAGGAAAGAUCAUUCUUCCGGGACCCCAGGGCAGCAGGCCCCAGCUCCCAGCACGGAAGGGCCAGAGGCAAACUUGGAUCAGCCAGUCACCAUGAUUUUCAUGGGCUACCAAAAUAUUGAGGAUGAAGAGGAGACUAAGAAGGUGCUAGGCUAUGAUGAAACCAUCAAGGCUGAAUUGGUCCUCAUUGAUGAAGACGAUGAGAAGUCAUUGAGGGAGAAGACCGUGACGGACGUGUCCACUAUCGAUGGGAAUGCGGCAGAGCUUGUGUCCGGGAGGCCAAUCUCAGACACCACAGAGCCCUCAUCCCCAGAAGGGAAGGAAGAGAGCCUGGCCACAGAGCCAGCCCCAGGGCUCGGGUGGGAAAGUGUGCUGCUAAAGGGAGACGAGGCAGCCUCAGAUGCCACAGAAACAUCCAGUGCAGACAUGACUAUCAAGAAGCCUCCCCAGCUUUCUGAGGAUGAUGUCCGGCUAAAAAACGAGAGAGACAAUUGCAGCGUCAGCCCCCUGGAGCCUGCAACCAGCUCCCUUCCCCCAGAUCACAAAAACAUGGAAAUUGAAGUCUCUGUUGCAGAAUGUAAAAGUGUUCCUGGAAUCACCUCUACCCCGCCUUCCAUGGACCACCCCUCCCCUUUCUACUCACCCCCCCACAAUGGCCUCCUCGCUGAUCACCAUGAAUCUCUGGAUAAUGAUGUGGCCAGAGAGAUCCGCUAUCUAGACGAGGUGCUGGAGGCCAGCUGCUGCGACUCUGCUGUGGACGGAACUUACAACGGCACGUCGUCCCCAGAGCCUGGAGCAGUCGUCGUGGCGAGCAGUCGAAGCCCACCUGCCCACACAGCCAUCCAGCCAGAGCUCACGGAGAGGGCAGUGGGCAGACAGGCCCCUCCUCACAUCGAGUUCAGCACAAGCAACUCUGACGCCAUGGCAGAGGGUGGAAAAGCCAACGGCCACUCGCCUGACCAGCCCCAAGAUCUGCUGGGGGACGGCCUCCAGGCACCCGCGAGCCCCAGCUCUUCCACCAGCUCGCGGUGCUCGGGCCGUGACGGGGAGCUCACGCUCACCACACUGAAGAAGGAGGCCAAGUUUGAGCUGCGUGCCUUCCAUGAGGACAAGAAGCCCUCCAAGCUCUUUGAGGACGACGAGAAUGAGAAGGAGCAAUUCUGUGUCAGAAAAGUGAGGCCUUCGGAAGAGAUGCUGGAGCUGGAAAAGGAAAGGAGAGAACUCAUCCGGAGCCAGGCCGUGAAAAAGAAUCCUGGCAUCGCGGCAAAAUGGUGGAAUCCUCCCCAGGAAAAAACCAUCGAGGAGCAGCUGGACGAGGAACAUCUGGAGUCGCACAAAAAGUACAAGGAGCGCAAGGAGAGGAGGGCGCAGCAGGAACAGCUGCUCAUGCAACAGCAGCAGCCGCCCCCAGCCCAGCUCUGCGCGGCCCCUGUGGCCUCCCGUGACCAGGCCAGCGCGGCAGAAAACGUAAAGGAGGACAUCGUCACCGAGCAGAUAGACUUCUCUGCUGCUCGCAAACAGUUCCAGCUCAUGGAGAGUUCCAGGCAAACAGUGGCCAAGGGCCAGAGUACACCUAGGCUCUUCUCUAUCAAGCCCUUUUAUAGGCCUCUGGGGUCAAUCAACUCAGACAAGCCACUGACCAUCUCGAGACCAGCUUCCGUCGGGGGCCUUCCAGAAGACAGUGGUGCAUCAGCAGCCAAGGGGCAGCAGAAAGCCAGCUGUGCCCUGGAGAGUCAGCCUGCGGGGGGAAGCCAGGGCAGCACAGCUCCUCAGGGGAGGGAAGGGCCCUACAGUGAGCCUUCCAAACGUGGGCCCUUAUCCAAACUGUGGGCAGAGGAUGGGGAGUUUACCAGUGCCCGGGCCGUCCUCACUGUGGUCAAGGAUGACGACCCUGGGAUCUUGGAUCAGUUUUCAAGGUCAGUCAAUGUCUCUUUGACCCAAGAGGAGCUUGACUCUGGUUUGGAUGAAUUGUCAGUGAGGUCCCAGGAUACCACUGUCCUGGAGACCCUGUCCAACGAUUUUAGCAUGGACAACAUCAGUGACAGCGGGGCCUCCAAUGAGACAACCAAUGCCCUCCAGGAGAAUUCACUGGCUGAUUUUUCUCUGCCCCAGACUCCACAAACUGACAACCCUUCAGAGGGCCGAGGAGAAGGCGUCUCCAAGUCCUUUAGCGAUCACGGUUUCUAUUCCCCUUCAUCCACACUGGGAGACUCUCCAUCGGUUGAUGACCCCUUGGAGUAUCAGGCUGGUCUCCUGGUGCAGAAUGCCAUUCAACAAGCCAUAGCCGAGCAAGUGGAUAGAGCUGUGUCCGAAACCAGCAAGGGUGGGACAGAACAGCAGGGACCUGGAACAACUCUAGAGGAAGCUGGCACUGGGGCUCCCAGUUCAGAGAAGCCUCAGAGCAUGUUUGAGCCGCCUCAGGUGUCUUCUCCUGUUCAAGAGAAGAGGGAGGUAUUACCAAAGAUUCUGCCUGCUGAAGACCAGGCACUCAGGGAAAGGGGGCCCUCCCAGCCACUGCCAGCCGUACAGCCCAGUGGCCCAAUAAACAUGGAGGAGACCAGACCGGAAGGGAGCUAUUUCAGCAAGUACUCAGAGGCAGCUGAGCUGAGGAGCACAGCCUCGCUCCUGGCCACUCAAGAGUCCGAUGUGAUGGUUGGGCCCUUCAAGCUGAGGUCAAGGAAGCAGCGGACUUUGUCCAUGAUCGAAGAAGAGAUCCGAGCAGCUCAAGAAAGGGAAGAGGAACUGAAGAGGCAGAGGCAAGUCUUGCAGAAUACCCAGAGCCCCAGGGCAAAGAAUGCCCAAUCGCUGCCCUCCCGAACGUCAUGCUACAAAACCGCUCCAGAUCUUAUUCCCAUCUUGACACUUGGCUUCCGUCAAAUCUACAGUGACUCAAGGUCCUUGAGGCCACACGGGUUAAUCGAAGAAAGAGCGCACUGGCCUUGCGCUGGGAGGCAGGGAUCUAUGCCAACCAGGAGGAAGAGGACGAUGAGUAACAAACUUCCUUCCACCCAGGAAGCUUCUUUGGUGCUUGGGUUACCAAGAAACCAAGCAAUCAACACAUUGAAGCAUUUUAAUGGAAUAUUUAUUAAAGUGCAAACAAACUCCACAAUCCUUAUGUAGACCAGAAGCUGCAAUGACCAACGAUGAAAAAUAAAGUAAAAAGAAGCCUACCCAUCAAACUCUAUAAACACCCAGGAGUCAAAAGACAAAGGAUUUUUUGAGACUCAAAAGAAUCACCUGGAUUUGGACCAGUCCACAAUUGAUCCAAAAGGACAAAGCAGUAACAAGCAAAUCAACAUGGUUGCUCCAGGCGGAAUUGAGACCAGCCUCGCUGGGUGAUGACAAACAUUGGUGACAGGGCCAUUUAGAGCUGCAGAGCCCACGCCGGUGCAAUCUACAGGGUGUUGGAGACUCCCAGCACCGGUUCCCUACCGUCGCUCACAGCAUCAGAGGUGUGGGAAUAACUCCGUUUACUCCAGCAGCCGUAAAAUGAAAUGCAAGUUUCUCUAUAUCUGCCAGGAGAGGCAAUUAGGAUUCCAUUUCUCUUACAUCUAAUUGUUUUUAAUUGGGAGCAAUUAAUGAUCGCAAUAUAUAAAAUCCACCUUCUUAAGACAAUGUUUCUUCAUGUUGCAAACACAAUCUAUUCUACAUGAGGGGGUUGAGAAAGAGGGAGAAAGCCAAACCAAAUGGAUGAUUUUAGCUUUAGGAUCUCGUCUGCUUGUAGUAUUGACUAAUUUGCCGUUUAUGAGAACACAUUUUCACAAUUAUGUUUCUUCAUAUGAAAACUAUAUUUAGUGGGCAACAACUAUUUUUAUGAUGGGAUGGGGGGAGUAUAUCCAUGUAUAAAAUCUGUACACAUCCAACAGCUUGGCUCAAGAUGGUGGGGGUAUUUUUAGAGUGGCAAUAAUUGAAAAAAGGGCAAACUCUGCCUUCGAGAGGCAGAUGACAGGAAAUAAAAAGGUGUUUAUAACUAUAUUUUAUAUUAUAAAGUGGACCUUAGUAGGAAGAAUGACAGAUUAUUUUGGAUCAAUCAGAAAGGAAUCAUUAAAGAAAGGACAUGAAGGUAGACAGAGAAACAGGGAGGGAGAACGUGGGAAAUUAAGGAAGUAACAGAUAUUAUUUUUGCUGAGCAACCAGCGUUUUUCAGAAUGAUAAAGAGAAAAAUAUAGAAUAGAAAUCUAAGUGCAGGCUUGGAAUCAGCUACAAAUCCUAAAGAUGGUGUGUGUGUGUGCGUGCGUGUGUGUGCGUGUUUGUGUGCAUGCGUGUGCGUAUGCGUGUGCGCGUGCGUGCCCGUGCGUGCUCAUGCACGUCCCUUUGUGUGUUUGGGUAAAGUGUGUGUGCAAGGAUUAAAAUUCCAGAAUGCUCAUGGGACAAGGGUGUACAGUUAUUUCCUCCAAAGCUGUUUGCCAGCGUCAGGAGUGAGUGAGAAUUUCUUUUUUAUGAAAAGGGAUAUAGAGGCACCGACCUGAUGCAGUAUUUGUAAUAUUAAAUUGACCUAACAUGGUAUUUGCAUGAGUCACAAUUGCAAAGUUUUGAGCAGUUUUGUAAUUUGACAUUUAGAGAAGUUACCGUAUUUAUUCUCAUGCUUUGUAUUCAUAGCUUAGUAUACUGUAAAGGAUGCCAGCUCUAUCUCACUGUCAUUUAAAGCAAUAUGAAAUGGGUAUUCAAUAAUUGGGUGCCCUGAAUUUCUGGAUGAGAAAAGUUUUUAAUUCUGGCCAUGAGAAAAAAAACUGACCAGCCUUUCUUUUUUCUAUUUGUUUUAAAACUAUGGUUUUUAAAAGAGCAAUAAUGAAGCCAGACCUCACUAAAAUUCCUUUUUGUUUUUAUACUGUUAUGUCAUAAGCUCUAAUAUGUUAUUCUGACAAAUAACAACUCCACAACAGUGUGUACGUAGAUGUUAGGCACAUGACCUUUGCUUCUUUUAAUAGUGUAGUGUUGACUUUAGGGGGAAAGUUUAUUCACAGGCAAGCGGUAGGCAUAAAGUAGAAAGGCAACCAUCUGAUAACUUACAAGGAUCCUUUAAAACUGCCAAAGGCACCUGCAAUUUGAAGCCAAAUCCUAGAGAUCGGUGGCUGGCACCAUCUUUAUGUGGUUUAUUCUCCUGAAUAUCGUGAAGGAAUAUUCAACAAAAUGUGCUAGCCACUGGGGACACAAAACAAGAUCCCUGCUGCAAGGAAUUCAUUUUCAAGUGGGGGAGGCUGGCAUGGAGACAGACAUUCCCAGGAAAAUGAGGUCUGUGUUAGACUAGAAGUCCUGACGGGUGAAAUGGGAGCCCCCAGGAAGGCUGCCUUGCCUGAGGAUUUUCAGCGUUCCCAUGGCAGGCAUGUGACUAAAAGAUGGGACAAGAGCUUCCUGUGGCUCAGGGGCACAGUGGCAGCUAGGAUGGCUGGAGAGCAGAUGGUUUUAUGAGAUGCACAAAAAAAGAAACAUGCUUCGUGUUUUCUGGACUAACUCUGAAUCUGGUAGAGAACACAGACUUGAUAUAGACAAACACUGUCUUUCCCAAGAGGAAACAGCCCUCAGGACCCACCUGACAUUGUUGUGUUUUGAAGGAAGCCGGGUCCCCACCCAUCUUAAACCUACAUUUGAGAAGAGAAUUUGCAGCUGAAUGGGAAGCUUAGGAGGCCACCCAAUUCGUGGAAUCUUUUGGAGGCAGACGAAUUGGCCUUUGACUACAGUUGACUGAACCAGAAGCAUUGCCUAGAGUUCUAGCAGGGAUCCUUUGGUCCUCGCUCCACGUGUAGAUAAGGCAACAAAUGCAGAGUUUCCGGGAGCCUCCCACAGUCACAGCGCUGCUUAACUGUGGCCCCUACAUCUGCAACAUUCGCUUGUUCCCUCUGCUGCCUUCUGAGGAGUGCUGUCGAUUUCCUUGGUCCACUCACUUAGAAUCCUAUUAAAAUGUAAAUUGCAGUUCCCUUGGAAGAGCCAGGUUUUCUCUGUGCUCUUGAGUUUUUUUACCCGUUCAGAAAACAUCGGGCUUUGUACACAGCACCGUGCCAGGCCCUGGGAUCCCAAAGGAACCCCUUUAACCUUCUGAACAUGCAACAGACCCCUGGAGGAGGGUCAUUACUGCCUAAUCCAUCAAGAGGAAGAGGCCUGUCAAAGAAAUUGGCCUCUGAUGCUCCUCCCUGCCCCCAAAUAGCACGCAAGCUUGUUAAUCUCAACUAGAACAAAUGUUUAGAUUCUGUAGAUGUUAAAAGCUUUCCUGAAAGCGUUCCCUUCCACAGUGUUUAUAGAUGUUCACUUUCCUCGGGAGCUGAUUAACUACUGACAUGCCUUGGCUCUCUCAUCCAGAAAUUAUGGAAACAGGGUCUGUCAGUGGUAGGAGGCUGGGCUGUAGUCUACUCGGGUGACACAAUGCAAUUUCCUUGCCUCUUUACACCUCUGCAUGCUGCCCACCUUAGACAAUGACGUAUAAGCAGUAUAUAGAUCAGUGUCCACGUACAUACACAACACAACACAACACACACAUAUAAGGUGUAACAAGAAACACUAAGACAGUGUUGACUCUUGUCUCUGAAGACAAACAUUUUUCCAACUCAAGAAUGGAUGUAAUUAAACUAUGUAUUGAAAAAAAAAAAUAGCCUAAGUGUUUAGAGAUGGUGAAUAUAUCCAGUUUUAGUGACAGAACCAAUUUCCUGAAUUUUAAGCAUUCAGUGAGUGAACUGCCAGCUUUGAUUUUGUGUUGCCCUUUACCCAAAUGACUUUUUUUUUUUUUGGAGGAGGGGUGGGGGUGGGAAACAGCAGCAAUACUGUGUUUGAAAAUUAUACUCUGUAUCUGGCUCUCCUGUGUAUGUUAACCACUUAAAUGUUAUCCUGCUUCAGUUUUAUAGUGAUUGUGAGGCAUUCGAUGCAAGUAUACAAUUAUUUUCUCAUUAAAA